GCCCUGCGCUCGGGGCGGGGAGCUGGCCCAGCGUCCCAUGCAGCCCGGCCAGGCCGGAACCAGACGGCGGGCGGGUCCCGCGCCAUGGGGCGACUGGUGGCUCUGAGUUUGCUGGGCAUCGGGCUGGCGCUGCUGGGCGAGCGGUUCCUGGCGCUCAGAAAUCGACUUAAAGCCUCCAGAGAAGUCGAAUCUGUAGACCUUCCAAACUGCCACUUGAUUAAAGGAAUCGAGGCGGGCGCUGAGGACAUUGACGUUCUUCCCAAUGGUCUGGCUUUCUUUAGUGUGGGCCUCAAGUUUCCGGGGCUCCACAGCUUUGCACCAGAUAAGCCUGGAGGAAUAAUGAUGAUGGAUCUCAAAGAAGAAAAACCCAGGGCACUGGAAUUAAGAGUCAGCUGGGGCUUCGAUUUGGCUUCAUUUAACCCGCAUGGCAUUAGCACUUUCAUAGAUGGUGAUGACACAGUUUAUCUCUUUGUUGUGAACCACCCGGAAUUCAAGAACACAGUGGAAAUUUUUAAGUUUGAAGAAGAAGAAAAUUCUUUGUUGCAUCUGAAGACAAUUAAACACGAGCUCCUUCCAAGUGUGAAUGACAUCAUAGCUGUUGGGCCAGCCCACUUCUAUGCCACCAAUGACCACUAUUUCUCAGAUCCUUUCCUAAAGUAUUUGGAGACGUACUUGAACCUACGCUGGGCAAACGUUGUUUACUACAGUCCAGAUGAAGUUAAGCUGGUGGCAGAAGGAUUCGAUUCAGCCAAUGGAAUCAAUAUUUCACCUGACAAAAAGUAUGUCUACGUUGCUGAUAUACUAGCUCAUGAAAUCCAUGUUUUGGAAAAACAACCUAAUAUGAAUUUAACUCAAUUGAAGGUGCUGCAGUUGGGCACGCUGGUGGACAAUUUAUCUAUUGAUCCUUCCUCGGGUGACAUCUGGGUUGGCUGUCACCCUAAUGGCCAGAAACUCUUCGUGUAUGACCCGAACCAUCCUCCAUCGUCAGAGGUUCUUCGCAUCCAGAACAUUCUAUCCGAGAAGCCAUCAGUAACUACAGUGUAUAUCAACAAUGGGUCUGUCCUCCAGGGAAGUUCCGUGGCGACCAUCUAUGACAGGAAACUUCUUGUAGGCACUUUAUACCAGAGAGCCUUGUACUGUGAACUCUAAGGUGUAUUUUUGGUAUGCAAGCGCAAUAAGUUGUAACAAAAAUAAUCUUUUGAUGAAUUGCUAAUUCUGAGGGAAUUUAACCGUCAGUACUGACCAGGAAUAUACCACAAACAGCUAAUUUUAUUUCAUUAAGGAAAGGCCCACAAUUCUGAUGCACUUUUAGCAUCAAAAGAAAAUGAACUUUACUAUUGGCAUUUUUGUUUUAAUGCCAGUCCAGGGAGAAAGAUGAAAGCUGCUUUUGGAUAAAGUGAAUGCAUUUUGCACAGAUGGGUUUCACCUUUGUGCCCCACCAUGAGGGAGGCCACUGAAACAGGGCGAGUCAUCAAAGUGUCAGCGUCCUGGGUCCCCAUGCUGUGACCACUGUGUGUGUUUAGAACUACUGAUAGCCAACAUUUUGAUGUUCUGUACUUACAACUUUGUCUACUGUUUUACAAGUUAGAAGUAUAUUAAAGACUAACCACAACCCAA
This is a messenger RNA of Mesocricetus auratus (golden hamster), 1617 nucleotides long. It is a transcript of the gene Pon2, whose product is annotated as paraoxonase 2. The transcript is spliced from 9 exons. Gene Ontology annotation, molecular function: arylesterase activity. NCBI's taxonomy places the organism in Eukaryota, Metazoa, Chordata, Mammalia, Rodentia, Cricetidae. Gene Ontology annotation, cellular component: extracellular region. Bases 85 to 1149 code for a protein of 354 amino acids. The record is from RefSeq and is a predicted model, not a curated record.